CAGGGGCAGACUGACAACUCAUGGGGCCCCGGGCAAUAAGGGAUCAUGGGGCCCCUGUGUCCUUGCCCAAACUCAAAAAAGUCUAUGAAAAAGGUACCAGGGGCAUCUCAUGGGGCCCCCUACUGACCCUGGGCCCUCGGGCAGUGCCCGAGUUUCCAAAUGGCCAGUCCGCCCCUGGGUACACCAUUAACAACACUAGACCAAUCAGAGUAUGAAUCAUUAACCAAUACUCUCUGAAUACGAUCUUUUAGCCAUAAAUUUGUAAUUUAUUUUUAAUGUACAA
Messenger RNA from Staurois parvus, 283 nucleotides. NCBI's taxonomy places the organism in Eukaryota, Metazoa, Chordata, Amphibia, Anura, Ranidae. The record is from the annotation of a GenBank genome assembly.